AUGGUAAUGAACCAACGAGCCCAAUCAUUAGAAAUUUUGCACAAUAAAUAUGACACCGAGAUUACACACAAAUGUCGAGUUCAUAUAACGAAGGCGACACUCGACCACUUACAUGGAGAAUAUGACACAGAACCCGGCUAUGGAAGUGAGAGAAACUCAUAUCUAAGGCAUCAUAACAUUGAAACCUAUUUUAUCAAAGCUAAGCAUCCGAGAAAACAGCCCAGCACCCUUUUCGAGAGAGGUUUCGGCGGACUAAGGCCCAAAAAGCUGUCCUUCCGAAAUGUAUCCAACUGUGUGAUGCGCCUGAUGCAAUCAGUAAAAUUCAACGCUGAAAUACCAUUCUCCAAUGUACUCCUGUCGCCUGUAGAUGAAAAGUCUACAUCAAAACUGAGUAAAUUAGUAUCAGACAUUAGGAAGCCGUUUCAAGGACGCUUAUCAAGUGUGCCACCGCCGGAACCACUUGACCGAGUCAACAAAUAUCUGGCACAAGCUAUAACAGCAAGAAGUAUUGAGCAAGAGACUGCUAACCAUGUUCAUUUCUCCACACUUAGAUUCAAAAACUCGGCCAAGGAAAAAAAGUAUCAAGGGGUAGAUGACAUUGCAUUCAAUAGCAGUAUGAUAUGUUCUUUGGUGAUGCUUGUCUGUACGGCUGGAUUACAAGUCAUUGUUUUACCAAGGACAUUUCUGCUGUUACUGUUGUUUUUGGCUGCUUUCUCUUGGAUUGCUAUUAUCUUAAUCCUGAUUCUCAGCGUUAAAUUAAAGGUAACAUUGAUUAAUUUCACAUAUUCACCAUACAGCUUGACUGUCCAGUAUCUUAAAUUUUGCUGCCAACCGAGUUUGAUCCUAAACUACACACUAUCGAAAUUACCUGCCUUCCAGCUGAGUGAAGACAACACAAGCUUCACUGGAGAUAGUCACCUGAGAUGCGAACUACCACAAUACAUAUAUAUGAGCUGUAUCAUUAGCUUCAUUUGCGUGUCUAUAUUUCUGCGACUCUCGGCCUUGCUCAAACUUUUCAUGAUGUUAGCAAUGGCCACAGUGUGCAUUGUCCUAAUGGAAUACACGCAUAGACCUCUUUUCCAGCAGUUUGACUAUUUGCAUCAUUCGGUGAUUCCGACGGAUGUAGUUGGCAUAGUUGCCCUUAUUAUCUUCAUCAUCACGUUUUAUGUACAUGGCAGAAAGCAAGAAUGGACCUACAGACUAGAUUUUCUCUGGAAAACUCAAGCAACGGAGGAGAAAAUAGAAAUGACAGAACUACAAACUAACAACCGUCAAAUACUAUGUAACCUUUUACCGGCUCACGUAGCAGUCCAUUUUAUUGAUCACCAAAAUAAUACACAUAUGGAAUUAUACAGUCAGCAAUACAACCGAGUGGGCGUGUUUUUUGCAUCGGUGUCUAAUUUCUCUGAAUUCUAUAUGGAACUUGAUGCCAACAACCAAGGAGUAGAAUGCCUACGCGUUUUGAACGAAAUAAUUUUUGACUUUGAUGAGCUCCUUACUGAAUCCCGGUUUUGCGCCAUCGAUAAAAUCAAAACGAUCGGAAGUAUUUAUAUGGGCGCCGUUGGUCUAAUGCCUACAUUAAUGAUUGAGGAUACAGACGCUUCUGUUACACACUACUUAUCCAUUUUGAUCGAAUUUAUAAUGGGUAUGAAAGAAAAACUGAAGAACAUCAACGAAAAUUCUUACAAUAAUUUCAUGCUGAAAAUCGGAGUCAAUGUGGGCCCUGUUGUAGCGGGUGUAAUCGGCGCCAGAAAACCCCAGUAUGAUAUUUGGGGUAAUACUGUAAAUGUUGCCAGCCGAAUGGAAAGUACCGGCCGUCCAGACCAUAUUCAGGUCACAGAAGAAGUAUACAUGGCCCUUAAAGAUGUUUAUGACUUCAAAUGUCGCGGUCGGAUAACAGUCAAAGGUAAAGGUGACAUGGUUACCUAUUUCGUGAUGGGACUUAAAGGAUCUGCUUCGAAGUAUAGUCCCUGUAGCACUGCAGAAAGCUUAUCCAAAUCUAGAUCCCCGUCAAGAGAUUUCAAGGAGAACGCGCCACUUGUACCACAAAGUCUCAGUGUUAGCAAAGACCUCGACCGACAAGGGUCUCAAAAAUCACAAGGAAAAUCUCAAUCCGUUUACGGUUCAAUUAAUAUUGAACGAAAACCAAGCUUAGAUUCUCUAAGGGGUCCGAACGGUACUCCUACGAGCAGCCUGAAUAAGAAAAGAAAAAAUAGCACUGAGAGUCCAAGAGAUUCGUCCGUUCGUAAUCCAUUGCGGAAACUGAGUAGUUCGUCUUUGACGAGUUGUAUAACCGCUGAUGUGUCUUACGGUUGCGUCGAUUCUCCUGAACUACCAACAGUGCAUUAUAUGAACGUUAAGAUGCAGAACAACGGCAAUGCAAAUAUAGACAAUGUUCAUAGUCCAACAAUUCAAAACGAAAUGUUUGACCAACUUAAAUCUAAUACAGAACCAGAACUGGUCGAACGAUCAGUGCAGCAUCGAAGCUGUCCGCGACAAAAUUUGUCUCCUGAAAGUGCAAAGAGCAGCACCAGUAAAUCAGCGCCGCCACAUCCAAGAGACAAAGUGUCAAAGAUACCAUCUCCCUCCAGAUCCUCUAAUAUGCCACAAGCAACAUCAUUGCCUGCUGUAACAGGAUCGUCAGCCAUUCGGAAAUGUCUUCGUACGUCGACAUCACCAACUCAGACGGAAGACUAUUACGAAACAGGACCAAUAUUAGAGGAAAUACCAGAAAGCGAAAUUUUGGCAAUGAAUUGUAUGUUAAAGGAACUGGGAGAGGUCGUAGAUGAGACACAGAACGGUAGAGACAAUAAAAGAAAGCAAUCUCAACGUUCAUUAGCGAAAAAUAAUAAACAAUCUGGCGGUCACCUCCAAAGUCCUCAAAGUCCUGAAUAUGACAAAAAUACAAGGAAACAACAGAUCCCAUCUGGCGCCAAAUCCCCUCCAGCAAGACUGGAUAAAAACACAGUGACUCCGCAGCCGAUGUCAUUGGAUUCCAUACCGUUGAUACAAAAACCGAAACCACUGAUAUGUGAUAGUCGUCGAACAUCCUCAACAAGAUCCAAAUUAGCACCUUCUAAUUUACCUAAAGCUUCGUCCAUUCUUGCGAGUAUUGACGGUAAAAAUAUGUCUAUAUUACCGGCUGCAGUUGUAAAAGUAGAUAACGAAGAAAACCAAAAGAUUAGCCUAAUGCGUUCCCCGUCAGAGAAGACACGGGGGAAACCAGAAUCCAAUGGUCCUUCAGAUAAAAGAAGAAAGUCUGAUGGUACCAUUCCGAGUUUGAACACUGCUGAUAGCAAUGUAAAAAAGAUUCCGUCUGUAGGAGUUUGUAACCCAGUGGUUGUUCAGUCCCAGACAGAACCAUGUUUUCUAAAUACAACUUCAGACGAUGAAUUAGAAUCUGUCUCUUCCAACCAGUCUUCAGUUGUACUACUGAAACCAAUAGAACUGAAGGUCAAAUCUGGUAUUAGACAACCAUUUACACGACAGGUUUCGUGCCCUGAAACUCCCCCUACGUCUGUAAGGAAUGCAAGGGUAGAUAACUCCGUCUGUCAUUCUAAAUCAAGUGAUACACUCAGUAGCUGCCCUUAUUCUUCACCAUCGACACCAAAGUUCCCUAUCCGCUUACACAGUGACAAUACUCAACUGAAUCGCUUGUUGCACGACCUCGAGCGAGAUGUUAAUGAUGAUGAUGACGGUGAUGAUGACGAUGAAGAACAUCACACUGAAAAUCCAGUCAAAAAAGAACCAGUUCCAUCUGAAGAUUUAAAGCAACGCAAAUUAAGAGCUCCUACAGGAAUACCGAAGCUGUGUGUUACUCCGACUGUUGCAAAAGUCACUUCUCCAUUGAAGCCAGCCACUGCUGUUGUGGCCCCAAUAGGACAGAAAUCCUCUUACAACAGGAGCAACAUAUCUAGUAAACCCCCUGUAGGAGUAACUAACAUGAGAAUGCCGGGACCGGCAAAUGAUCGGAACAAGGCUUGUGUAAACGGUAGGAGCGGAAACUUUGGUGCAAAGCCGAGAGUACUGCUAGAACCAGUAAAGCAUUCACGGUUGCCGACUGCUGUGGUCAGUAAUAUAAAGAAAAAACGUCGGGAGAACUCUGUGGAAGAAAGUGAUGAGGAACGAGUGGGUGUUUCUGUUAAUCCUCAGAAGACCAAAACAUCUUUCGCAUGGCAACCCAGGCACCGUUCACCUCCCACAGUGAGCUCAAACGCUAAACAACGCCCUUCUGGUGGGGCUGAUACAGCUGGAGCAGGUGCUAGCGGUUCUGCUAAUGGUGCUGGUGGUGGAGGGGCAAUUUCUCGUGUCGGUGCUGAAACAAGCACUGGUGUCACUAACAAUAACAACAAUAACAACAAUAAUAUUAAUCAUUGCAGCAAUACCAACAAUACCAACAACAACAAUAGCCUCCAGCAACGGAUCGCGGUGAACCCGUUUCAAGUGAAACGAAGGCCCAUAUUCAGUAUGCCUCCACGAUAUUGCCGUAGCUUAGAUUACAUCCCCAGCGACAAGGAAGAUCACGUGUCGUCUAACGCUUCCUCUGCGACCGGAAGUCCUCAUAUAAAACACACUUAUUUAAUACCAUAUUUCGGUGGUGGUCGCAAACCCAUGGCCAUCGACAAUAUCAGCAUAUCGUCGUUUGCAAGCAGCAGUGAGAUGUCGAAAAGUGACCCGACUCUUAAUUUCGACUCCGCUUCAACAGCCUAUGAGUCUGAAUACGACAACUACCGACCCGGUCUGGUCAGCGAUGAGGAGUUCUUUGUCUCUGAUGCCAUGAGUGACGUAGAUUUGUUCGAUGACAUCAAUAUAGAGAACGUAACAGUCAGUGACAGCUACAGCCUUAACAUACCACUUCCGCUUCCGACUCACAAAAAGAUAACUAACGUUUGAAUCACCAUCAUUUUUUAAAAAAAUUAUUAUUUCUGAUUUUCUGGAGGGGUGGGCUGAUUGGGAUAAGGAUAGGGUUGGGAGAUUCCUUUCUUACAAAAAAAAAAAAAAAGCACUUUGCUUCUCCCUUUAAAUACGCUUUGCUUUUCUAUGGUUUUGUUUGUUUUAAUAAUAAGAAGAAGUGGAGGAAUGGAUAAAAGGGAUCUAAUACCCCCGUGACCAAAAUUGACAGAUGAACGAGGCUUUGAUUAUA
This is a messenger RNA of Octopus sinensis (East Asian common octopus), 5143 nucleotides long. RefSeq lists its product as uncharacterized. Gene Ontology annotation, biological process: adenylate cyclase-activating G protein-coupled receptor signaling pathway; cAMP biosynthetic process; intracellular signal transduction. The transcript has 15 exons. Gene Ontology annotation, molecular function: adenylate cyclase activity. Bases 1 to 4893 code for a protein of 1630 amino acids. Lineage: Eukaryota; Metazoa; Mollusca; Cephalopoda; Octopoda; Octopodidae. Gene Ontology annotation, cellular component: plasma membrane. The record is from RefSeq and is a predicted model, not a curated record.